UGUCGAAGAGCAGUAGCUUGCCAGUGGUCACUACAUGGGAUGACGACUCCAAAGCACCAACAUAUGAGUCAUCGCUGGAUGCACCAGUGGCUCAAGAAGAACCUGUUGGUCAGAACCAAGCCAGAACAGCGUGCCUUAGCCAAAGCGGGGACCAGGCUUCCACUUCUGGGCCAGGGUGCAACAGCAGCACCGCCGCUUUAUGCGACACCGUGCCAGCAACUACUGCAAUUGAUGGCCAUUUUGAACCGCACUUGGAGCCGCCCAUCUGCCACAUCUGUAUGUGUGUGGUAACGAGAGGUACACCGACACUGUCUGUGGACAAAGCUGUGCAAGCCUUCGAGGAGCUUUGUCAGACCUCGACUGAAAAUCCGGCACUGCCAACAUCUUCCGGCAUGGUUGGCCAAAGCCCUUUGGGGAGCGAGCCAGCUGUUCCCGGAAGUCCCCAACAAGCCCAAGAGAAUUCUGCAGACGUUGAGCAAGAAUUGCGCCAGUGGUGCUCUACGCCUACAGAGGACAAGACGCCAAGCCCCUUGUCGUUGGAGCGGGAUGCCACUCCCGAACCCUCAGAACCUGGGGCAUCGCCUUCGGACACCAGUUACACGGAGGCCGCCUUCCUGGACUCCGAUGAAGAUAUCUGCCCUGAGCCAGAUCUGUUGGACGAGAGUUACAGGCCGGAUAACUCUUUCAACUCCGAUGAUGAACCGGAUUCCGACACCAGCAUCUGGUCCAACGACUCUGUGCACUCGGACGGUGCAACAGAUGUCGAUGAAGGAGGGUGCAGCACGUCUUCAGCAGCAGUGGACCCGGUAAAGGAGAGGAAGUACCUGGUGACUGCAUCACAGCUGCUGCUGCUGUUUUCGGUUUGCAUCAAAUGCCUGGCUCCGACACGGACGAAGCUGACACAUCGAGGGACCCUUGUGCACGCCGUCAUCACGUGUGCACGAGGGCACAAGACUGUGUGGGAGAACCAGCCCAGAAUCAACAGCAAGGCACUCCUCAACAUCCUGCUGCCUGCUGCCAUCACCUACUCUGGAGCCAGCCCAACGCGCGUUCUUCGCCUCCUGGGAUCUAUAGGCGUGCAAGUCUUGAAGAAGACUCAGUUCUUCCGGGUGCAGAGCUCUUUGGUCUUUCCUGCUGCUACAAAGACCUGGGAAGCUGAACAGGAGUCUCUCCUGACAGCCACGAAAGACAAGCUCCACCUUGCAGGCGAUGGGCGUGCUGACUCGCCUGGUUACUCUGCCAAGUAUGGGACAUAUACACUGCUUGACACCCGCAUCAACAAGAUCAUGCACUACGAGGUUCUUCAGUCGACAGAAGUCAAGUCGAGCAACCACAUGGAGACGGAGGGCCUGAAACGUUCUCUGGACUUCCUCCUGAGCAUGGGGCUGUCUGUGUAUGUUCUUGUGACCGACCGGCACUUUGGGGUGAAUGCCCUGAUGAGAGAUAGGUACCCCGACACGAAGCACCGGUUCGACGCAUGGCAUGUCGCAAAAGGCAUUGGGAGCAAGAUGGCCUCUGCAGGCAAGACAAAGAAGAACAGCAUCUUGAAUGCAUGGGUGAAGACUGUACGUGGACACGUCUACUGGUGUGCACAGACCAGCAGUGACAAUGGCGCGCUGGUGCUCGCAAAAUGGGUGUCCGUAAUGCGACACGUGAGCAACGUCCAUCAGCACCCCAGCCCCCUGUACCCUGCGUGCACCCAUGGCCCAAUCGAAGAGCGCUGGUGGCUUCAGGAAGGGACCGAGCCAUACGUGGCUCUCGAAAAGAUCGUCAUGUCCAAGCAACUACUCAAGGACAUACCAAGGGUGUCUGGAGACGGUCAGACCUAUCGCCUAGAGUCGUUCCACAGCAUGCUGCUCCGGUUUACUCCGAAAUCCAGUCAUUUCAGUUUUGAGGGCAUGGUGGCACGGACUGCCGUCGCGGUGCUCCACUACAAUGAGAACAGCAACCGUGCGCAGGCCACAACGAAGGACGACAAAAAGCGAAGUUGUCUGAAGUUUCCCAAGUCACGGAAAGGCGAAUGGGUCCUCAGCCCCAUCAUGGAGACUGCGUCGUACGACUACGUCCAGAGGCUCCUCAAUUCCUGCCUGGAGUUGGCCAAGGCUUCCCGGACCUACCAGCUGGCUGUGGCUGCGAACGGGCCACGUCCUCGUCGACCACCUCUGUGCAGCGUUGCACAAAGGCCAGACAAGGAAGCAGCGGUGUUGGCCCACAGGACCCGGUUCGAUCAAGCAUAG
This is a messenger RNA of Ixodes scapularis (black-legged tick), 2237 nucleotides long. RefSeq lists its product as uncharacterized. Lineage: Eukaryota; Metazoa; Arthropoda; Arachnida; Ixodida; Ixodidae. The record is from RefSeq and is a predicted model, not a curated record. The transcript is spliced from 11 exons. The coding region runs from base 279 to 2237 and encodes 652 amino acids.